GAGAGAGACGGGGAGACCUCUGAAAACCACCCGCCUCAUUGGCGAUGCGAUAGUCCCCCUCCACCUCCACCCCCACCCCCUCGGGGUCACCGCCGUCGCCGCUCCCCCCUCCUUCCUCGCCGGGACAUCGCGCGCCGCUCUCUCCGCCCCGCCCCCGCCGGAAAGUUCGAGUCUUUCGCAGACCGGUCGUCCGUCCGUCCGUCCCCUCUGACUGAUUGAUUGAGAUCCGCGCUCGGAGUCGUGGAAUCGCGCAUGAUCUAGCAAUGGAGCCGUCGGAUCUGAACACGCACCUGCCGCCGCGGAAGCGGCUGCUCGCAGGGCUCCGGACGGCGGCCGCGGCCUCCCCCUGCGACGCCGCGCCCGCGCCCGAGCCGCCCUUGCUCCUCCCCGACGGCCUCGCGGCCCGUCUCCGCGACAUGCCGCCGGCCAGCACGCAGCAGGAGAUCAUCCAGGCCGCCCAGCGCGCGGUCGACGCUGCCGAGGCCGCCGCGGCCGCUGCCCGGGCGGCUGCCGUCGACAAGGCGGCUGUGGCCGCCAGGGCUAGGGCUGCGGCCAGGGCUGCCAUGGAGUUCCUCGACUCCCUCUGCAUCGCCGGCGCGUCCAGAAAUGGGAUCCAGCUGCUCAAACCGAAAUCCAAGAAGAAACAUGUGCAGGUCAAGCUCCUGUAUAGGCCGCCCUCGUCCAAUGGCCGGGCGAUCGAGGGGAGAGAAGAGGCUGUGGGUGGUGAUGGCACUCCUAGGCCGCAUCGUAGGCGCAGGGAGAGCGAUGAGGAGGUCGCUCGCAAGCUUCACCGCGUGAUGAACAGCUCGCCGCGGAUUUCCUUCACCGGGCCCAAGAGACCCCGUGGUAUCGCUGCCGGGGAAGAUGGCUACCAUAGUGAUGGAGGUGGGGGUGAUGCUUGCAAUGGCUCCUCGACGCACACGCCAACCUCAGUUGGCGGGUUACUUAACGGGGGAAGCUCUGUUGGGAAAUCCGGCGAGAGAACUAUUCACUCUUCCAAAACUAGGGCUCCGGGCGAUGAUGGUGAAGCGUAUUCUUGGAACACUGCAAGGAGCAGCAGGCACAUUGCUGACAAUGGAGAUGGAAUUGGAAACCUAAGCGCUGGUCGGAAAGUGAAGAUCAAGAGGAAGCAGCUGUUUUUGAACCACAAUCAUGACGGUGAACAGAGAGAAGAGGAUAAAGAAACAGAGCAAUUCAGAGAUCCUACAGGAUACGACGAGCUGAAGUCCAAUGGCGCAGAAAAGCGGCCUAGUUUUGCAGACGCAAUUGCAGCACCUGGUGGUGAUGAUCCCAUGCCGACGAAGAUCACGUCGGUGUGGAAGUUCAAGAAGUUCAAACCGGCGUCGUCAUCGCACUGCUCCUCUGACAGCAAGAUGUUGUGUUCCUCGAGUUCGGCGGCUGAAACCUCUGCUUCGGUGAAGGCUGAUUAGUGAGGUGAGGUAUCCUCAUUAGCUUAUAUAUAUUUAUAUAUAUAUAUAGUUGGCAGAUGCCUGCCCUAGCUAUAUGCUUGUUGUGAGAUUUUGUAUGUUGAAAUUUUUACUAUCCGGACAGACAGGCAGCGAGAGGAGGACAUCUCUCUCGGUAGAUUCCCACCUUUCAUUUGAUUUUUAUACAAAUGUGCUUGCUUUAUGGUAUAGGAGUUACUGGGUAUUUCUACCGAAUCAUUUCUGUUAUGUACUCCCCAUUUUAUAUGUCAGUAAUGAUAGAAACUGUGACAAAUUUCUGGA
Messenger RNA from Hordeum vulgare subsp. vulgare (domesticated barley), 1727 nucleotides. RefSeq lists its product as uncharacterized. The record is from RefSeq and is a predicted model, not a curated record. Lineage: Eukaryota; Viridiplantae; Streptophyta; Magnoliopsida; Poales; Poaceae. The transcript has 2 exons. The coding region runs from base 264 to 1430 and encodes 388 amino acids.